Messenger RNA from Centruroides sculpturatus (bark scorpion), 4221 nucleotides. Its product is annotated as patched domain-containing protein 3-like. Gene Ontology annotation, cellular component: membrane. The record is from RefSeq and is a predicted model, not a curated record. The transcript has 5 exons. NCBI's taxonomy places the organism in Eukaryota, Metazoa, Arthropoda, Arachnida, Scorpiones, Buthidae. Bases 980 to 3610 code for a protein of 876 amino acids.
UUAACCUCACAGACUCUGUCUUUUAGAACUUUCUUUCAACUCCAUUCUUUCUUCCCUUAUUCGCUCCACUCACAAACAGCUUGUACCCUUCACCAAGUUCUUUAGCAUUCCAUCUUGUCUCUUGCAGGCACAAAAUGUUCACUCUCCUUCUUUGCAUAAGAUCAACCAACUUUCUACUCUUCCCAUUCAAUGUUUAAAGUACAGUACAGUACCUAUUCUUAUUCUUAUCUUCUUCCUCUUCUCUUUCUGGAUUAACUUUUCUCCCGUCCUUGGUUCGAUAACCCCAGUUCAUUUGACAUAGUUUUCGGGCGACAUGACUGCACAUCGCUUCUUACUUUAGUCUAGUAGACAUUUCAUAUAGUUUUGGCAUAAGUUUUAAGGCCUGAUACCCUUCCUGACGCCAACCUUAUUUGAUAUAAGGCUAAAUAUAUAUAAUUUGUUCUAAUAUUCAAACCACAGCGGUUAUAUCGAACUCCGUUCUAUUCUAAAGCGGGAUUAUUAUAAAAUAAUGAAAUAAAAUAAAGGAGGAAAAUCUCCUUUCUAAUUGGUUGCUACUGAGCAUACAAACCAUUUUUCUUAUAAAAAAAAAACAACUUGUUACUGAGUUGUUUGACAACUUUAGGAAUAAGCUAUACGCAGUUUUAAAUUCUCUUUCUAUAAACAGUACAAAGGUACAAUGGUAAAGUAAUGCGUUAACGUAAACAAGUGAAAGUUUCCAACAUAAGAUAAAAGCAGUAAAACGUCGUUCAGUGGUAAUGUCGUUUUGAAGUAAUUAUCCUUAUGUGGCUAAUUUCCCUGAAAUUUCCCUAUAAAAGUUUAUUAAAAGCAGGCAGUUUCAGUAUAGUUUAUUGAGAUCCUUCCAAUAGACUGUGUGUGCACAUAAAAUAUACCUUUAUUUACACUCUGCAUAUUAUAUUUAUCUACACAAUUUAGUAAGAAGAAACAGAAUUGUAUAUUUAUUCCAUACACAUAAUUAAAUAUGGAAUGUGACAAAGAGAAAUUUUACGUGCUACAUCGAUGUUUAUCUACAAGUUUUCGUCACCUUGGACGGCUGAUUGGACGUCAUCCAUUGUAUUUUGUUAUAAUCCCAUUUGUGUUUACUGCUCUGUUCGCUUUGGGUUUAUUGAGGCUACAAGUUAUUAAAGAUACGGAAUAUUUAGUUGUUUCAAAGAAAGGAAGAACUUUCAAAGUCAGAACAGAAAUAGAGAAGUUCUUUCCGGAAAAUGCUACAGAUUUUGAUUUUACACGAAUGACAAGACUUGAAGGAAUUAAUAUGAUUAUAGCGACUUGUAAAGAUGGAGGAACAAUGAUGCGUGAAGACGUGUUUGAUGAAUUACAAAUGCUAAACCGAAAGAUUCUCGACGUAAAAAUAAAAUGGAAAGGACAAAACGUAACGUAUUUCGAUAUCUGUAUGAAAUCGGAAGGGGAAUGUUACCAAAAUAAUUUAUUAUCUUUAAAAACUAAAUUUGAAGAUGUCAGAAGAAAAAAGCUGCAAAUUAAAUAUCCGAUGGAGAUAAAUUCAUCGCAUAUUAGUGUAGACGCUAUCAAUUUAGGAGGGGUUUCAACUGACGAAAACAGUUUUAUAACAGAUUUUCAAGCAUUUCGUUUACUCUAUUUCGUCGAUUAUCAUAAUUCCAGCAAACAGGAAAUUGCAAAAAAAUGGGAAGAAGAAUUUCUUAAAACUGUUUCUCAAAAUUCCUUCGUUCACAUCCGCUUAUCAAAAAUGAGUGGAAUUAGUGUCGAUAAUGAAGUUAAUACUAUAUUUGUAAAUAUUGUAUGGCAUAUUAUUAUUAGUGGAAUAUGUAUGAUGAUAUUUUCAAGUGUAACCUGUCUGACGAAGGACUGGGUGACAAGUAAACCGCUGAUUGGUGCUUCCGGUUGUAUUUCAUCUUCGUUUGCUGUGGUAACUGCCUACGGGUUCUUAUCUCUCUGUGGUAUGAAAUAUAAUGACAUGUCUGUAAUUGUUCUAUUUAUUGUUGUAGGUAUCGGACUGGAUGACUCAUUUGUUCUGUUAGCUGCUUGGAGAAAAACGAAUCCCAAAGAUUCUGUUGAAAAGAGAAUGAGUGAAACGUACUCCGAGGCUACAAUAUCCAUUACUAUAACAUCUUUGACUAACGUUGCGUGUUCGUUAAUUGCAUUAACUACUCCUUUUAGAAUUAUCCAUAUUGUUGGAAGUUAUAUGGCUUUGAGUAUUUUCAUAGAUUACAUCUAUCAAAUUACAUUCUUCGGCGGAUGUCUUGCACUGGAUGGUUAUAGAGAAGCAAAGAAAUUGCAUGCAAUACUCUUCGUUCCUGUUAAGCUGGAUGAACGACCAUCAGGUUUUCUGGGAUUUAUAAAGUAUGGCUGUUAUUCAAGUGAAGAUAUUGAAGGCAAAACAACAAUGACAUGUUACAGAAAUCAUUUAGGAAAGAUUCUGGCGAUCCCAAUAGUAAAAGCAACUAUUAUUAUUCUUUCUUUGUUGUAUCUCGCUGGAGGAAUCUAUUUUACGAAAUAUCUACGGCCAACGACAGGUAUCGAUAAGGCAUUUAACGACAAUUCCUACAUGAUAAACUUCCUUCGUGAUGAAAAUAUAUUCUAUUCGCAAUAUCGAGAUAGAAUACAGAUAAUUGUUACCUCGUCACUGGAUUAUUCCGAUCCAAACAUCCAGAAUAAUAUAGAGAAAUUAACGACAGAACUGGAGAAUUCUCCUCAUAUGGCCGGAAGUAAUUUCACGGAAUCGUGGCUGAGACAAUAUCUGAAAUUCACUAAAAAUCCACAGUUUUGGUUGUCUCUCAGAGGAUACAAUUUGAGUCGACCCGAAGACUUCAUCGAUGCUUUACGCAAAGUAUUUCUUAAAUUCAAAUGGGCCAAACGCUUCAACAAGGACAUUGUAUUCAAUGACAAUGGCACUAAAAUAUUAGCUUCUAGAUUUUUUAUGCAAACAAAACUGGUUGAUGAUUCGCUGAAAGCAAAUGAAGUUUUUAUUAAUGUGUGGAAUGUAAUAGAUAAAUAUAAUCUUCCGGUACAAUGUUACGAUUUUCGAUUUAUUUUCUUUGAUUAUACUCUUGAGGCUGUUCCUACAACAAUUCAAUCAAUAGUCGUUAGUUCUUGCGUAGUUAUUUUGAUAUUUAUCAUUUUCAUUCCAAAUUUGUUUUGUGCAUUUUGUAUUGCAUUCACAAUAGCUUGUAUUGAGGUAAUAAGUAUAGGCUAUAUGUCUGUAUGGGGUGUUACUAUGAUGCCUAUAAUAACGAUUUUAUUGAUAGCGAUUACCGGAUUUUGUACGGACUAUGCAGCUCAUAUAUCGUAUGCGUAUGCAAAAAGUAAAAGAAAGAAUCCGAAUGAAAAACUGCGCGAUUGUUUGGAUGCUGCUGGUCACGCGAUAGUGCAAGGUUGCCUUUCAUCACUAUUAGGCAUUUUUGUUUUAAUAGGAGCUCCGUACGAUUGCAUGAAAGAUAUGUUUAAAUUAUGUUUCAUAUUUUUUAUUUCUUCCAUAAUUCAAGGGUUAUUUAUUCUUCCAGUUAUGUUGUCAUUAUGGGAUAAUUUUCUGUUAUUAUGUCAAAGUAGCAAGAGACAGCGUUCGGAUGAGGAAUCUUCAGAUGCUCCGAAUACGAAAGAAGGGUUGUUAAAUUAAAAAGAAUAAUUAAUCCAAAAAUUCCAUAAUCUAAAAAAUAUAAAAUAUUUAUGGCACUGGAAACUGUUAAAGAUCGAUGUAACGUAACAUCGAUUACGACGUUGAAAAAUGAAUAUACUAUAUAUAUAUUGUUUAUAUUGUUUCCAGAAAUAAAAUGUGACUAGCAAUGAGUUAAUUUGAAUUUUGAUACUUUAAUUAGUAAGUAAAUUCUUAUUUUAUUUAUUGUUUUAUUAUAAAUAUAUAGUUAAAACAUGUACGAUCUUUAUAAUGCCUGAUAUACAGUAUUUCAAUUUUAAAAAAAUUAUUAUUCUAGAUAAUUUACUGUCUUCACUGCAUUUUUAUUAUAAAAUUUAACAUAUACAGUUUUUAUUAUUUGUUAUUUUUUGGUUUUAAUUAUAGUUGAUGGUCUGGUAGUUGCUAAUUUGUAUAAGAUAAAUAAAAAUUAGUAGAUUAGAUAAUAAACAGAUCUAAGUGGCAUGCUGAUUUUCGAGUGAAUCCUGUCGUCAAUGUUAAUUUCAUAUUGGUAUUGUCAAAGAAUGUCGUAUAAUAAAAAUUAAAAGACAAAGUCGUUCUAAAAAUAUAUAUUUCAGACGAUUACCAUUUUUACAAAG